Molecule: messenger RNA, 2784 nt
Organism: Penicillium lagena
Lineage: Eukaryota; Fungi; Ascomycota; Eurotiomycetes; Eurotiales; Aspergillaceae
Product: putative LON domain serine protease
Exons: 3
Coding region: 1-2784 (927 amino acids)
Biological process (GO): protein quality control for misfolded or incompletely synthesized proteins; protein processing; protein targeting to peroxisome
Cellular component (GO): peroxisomal matrix
Molecular function (GO): ATP-dependent peptidase activity; ATP hydrolysis activity; ATP binding
Source: RefSeq, a predicted model, not a curated record
AUGGGGUCCAACAACGGCCGAGCCACCAAGCUCCCUCUCGUCCCGCUGGCCAAGGGCUCUGUCCUGCUGCCCGGCGUGACUCUGCGCAUCCCUGUCUCCAACCGCCCCGAUCUCGCCAAUCUUCUGUCAUCCCUGGUCGACCGGCCCAAGCGCGAUGGCAGCUCCAUCACCUUCGGCUGCAUCCCGCUGAGCUCGCCGUUUCUGAGCCGGGAUGGCCAGCAACUGCUGGAGGGCAGCGACACGGACGACACUCGGCGCGCAGAAUGGGACGGAAUCGAUGCGGGCCAGGCGAGAAAGGACGAUCUUUUCAGCACCGGGACAAUCGGCAAAGUGAUCGGGGUUCAGCGCCGCGCUUAUGCCGAGCCGUUCCUCCUCGUCCAGGGCGCGCAGCGGUUUACAGUCAAGCGCGUCCUGAAAGAUCGGCCAUACUUUGAGGCUGAAGUGCUUCUACAUGAUGAGAUUGCCCCCGCACAGGGCGAUCCGGAAGUCACCGAACUGUUCCAACAGCUGAGACAACUCUCGCGAGAACUUCUGACUCUGUUGCGCCUAUCUUCACUUUUGUCGGCCGCCUCGGGCCGAUUGUCGCCACUUGUUGCGCGCAAGUUCGAAUUGUACAUUUCCAAGACUGAAUUGUCACAGGCUGGUAGAUUGGCCGAUUUUAUGGCCGAUGUGUCUGAUGCAAGCUUUGAGGAGAAACUACGGAUCUUGGCCUCGUUCGAUGUGAAAGAACGGUUGGAAAGGGUCGUCGAGAUCCUGACCAGGCAAGCGCAGCACAUCAAGAGCAGCGUCAAGGUCACAACCAUUAGUAGCACCUCCUUCCCUCAGAAUUCCGAUAUUGGUCAGAUUGACCCACGCGAGCGUGAACUGCUAGCAAGACGCGCCGUUUCGGGCCUCUCUGGCCUCGCACCCCCGGGAGCUUCAGGCUUACGGGGGGGCGAUAACGAAGAGAAGGAGCCGAACGAGGUGGACGAACUUCAGCAGAAGCUUGAGGAAGCGCAGCUCAGCCCCGAGGCUCGUAAGGUUGCGGAUAAGGAAAUGAAGCGUUUACGCAAGAUGAACCCAGCCAACGCCGAAUACGGAGUCUGCCGCACGUACCUGGAGAACCUAGCAGAGAUUCCAUGGACCAAGGUGACAGAGGACCAACUGGGACCGGACACGCUUAAGAGAGCCCGCAAGCAGCUCGACGAUGACCAUUACGGACUGGAGCGGAUCAAGAAGAGGCUGCUGGAAUACCUUGCCGUGCUGCGUCUGAAGCAGUCGACCAACCAGGACGUCGAGCGCCAAAUUGAUGGACUGACGAAGGAUCUGGAUGUCUCCACGGCUGGCGACGUGGAGAAGGAUGUCCCUAUGAUGUCAGAAACUGACCGUGUUGCUCUGGAGACAAAACUCGAGCUCUUGAAGUCCAAGCGCAUGACUGACAAGUCUCCCAUCUUGCUCCUGGCCGGUCCGCCGGGCACUGGUAAGACCAGCUUGGCGCGGUCUGUGGCUGCGUCGCUGGGACGCAAGUUUCACCGUAUUUCGCUCGGUGGUGUUCGCGAUGAAGCGGAAAUCCGGGGCCACCGACGGACCUAUGUUGCGGCCAUGCCAGGCCUGAUCGUCAACGGCCUGAAGAAAGUUGGCGUGGCCAACCCCGUUUUCCUACUGGAUGAGAUCGACAAGGUCGGCGGUUCCAACUUCCAGGGCGACCCGUCUGCCGCUAUGCUGGAGGUUCUGGAUCCGGAGCAGAACAACAGCUUCACUGACCAUUAUAUUAACAUUCCGAUCGAUUUGAGCAAGGUGCUUUUUAUCGCUACUGCCAACUCACUGGACACGAUCCCUGCGCCCUUGCUAGAUCGCAUGGAAACCAUUUCUCUGUCCGGAUAUACGACUGUCGAGAAGAGGCACAUCGCUAAGCGACACCUCAUCCCUAAGCAGAUCCAAUCCAAUGGUCUCUCCGCCGGGCAGGUCGACCUUUCAGACGAGGUAAUCGACAAGACAAUCACAUCCUACACUCGCGAAUCCGGCGUCCGCAACCUAGAACGCGAGAUCGGCUCGAUCUGCCGCCACAAGGCAGUCCAAUUCGCCGACGCCGGGGACGCCGGCCGCCUGGGAGAUUAUAACCCCGUCGUCACGGUCGACGAUCUGGAAGACAUCCUGGGCAUUGAACGCUUUGAAGAAGAGAUCGCCGAGAAGCACGGCCGUCCUGGCGUGGUGACGGGUCUCGUCGCAUACUCGACCGGCGGCCAGGGCAGUAUUCUGUUUAUCGAGGUAGCCGACAUGCCCGGCAACGGACGCGUGCAGCUGACCGGCAAGCUUGGCGAUGUGCUGAAGGAAUCUGUCGAGGUGGCCCUCACCUGGGUCAAGGCCCACUCCUUCGAGCUGGGCCUCACCCACGACCCCAACGAGGACAUCAUGAAGAGCCGCAGCUUGCACGUCCACUGCCCCUCUGGCGCGAUCCCCAAAGACGGCCCCUCAGCUGGUCUCGCCCACACCGUUGGAUUGAUCUCCUUGUUCAGCAAUAAGCCCGUGCCGCCCCAGAUUGCCAUGACGGGCGAGGUCUCACUGCGUGGCCGCGUCAUGCCUGUCGGCGGCAUCAAGGAGAAGCUGAUCGGCGCCUUGCGCGCCGGCGUCAAGACCGUGCUUCUCCCACAGCACAACCGCAAGGAUGUCAAGGAUAUCCCGCAGGAAGUCAAGGACGGACUGGAGAUUAUCUACGUGCAGCACAUCUGGGAAGCACUCCGCCACAUCUGGCCCGACGCACACUGGCCAGGCCAACACAUGAAUUUUGUGGAGAGCCGGCUAUAG